Molecule: messenger RNA, 1212 nt
Organism: Rhodamnia argentea
Lineage: Eukaryota; Viridiplantae; Streptophyta; Magnoliopsida; Myrtales; Myrtaceae
Exons: 1
Coding region: 1-1212 (403 amino acids)
Source: RefSeq, a predicted model, not a curated record
AUGGACUUGGUUCAUAGUUUUCGAGCCAAGAACCAGUACAAGAUGACACAUUUGAAUGGAGUGAAUCUUGCCCCCGAUUGCGACUCCCAGAUGGUGAUUCAGCUGCCCAAUUCGAGGGUCUUCCGUGUCGUAUCGAGAUCAUUGUUUCUGGCUGUGGUUAUACUCACAUUGCCUUGUAUAGGGUCCCUUAUGAAAUCCCCUCAUUCAAGAUUUGAAUUCAAUGCGCUUGAGUUCGGUGUUGCCUCUGAUAUGAGCAACUUGCAGUCCAUGAAUGUCCUAUUUCAUGAUUUGUCUCGUGAGGGCCUCCUUAAGAAAGGUGAUAAAGCUCUGGUUGUGAGCUCUGGUAUUGGGCAGCUCGGUGGGAAUCUGCAAUUCUUGGAUGGUAAUGAGAUCGAUUUCGCCGUGGAAUCGGAUUUGGAGAGCCAGAGUCUGAUCCCAGACAGGAUGUUUGAUUUUGCAAUUGUAUCUGGUUCAGUUGACCCUAAAUUCGUGGAUAGGGUAGUGAAAAUAGGUGGCAUUCUUGCUGUUCAGCUUAGCAGUGAUCCUUUGAAUGCUUUCCAAGAACCGUCAAAUUAUAAGAUUGUGUAUAUGAGAAGAUAUGAGCGCACCGUCGUGGCAAUGAGGAAAGUUGCUUCUGUUCAGCUCACAAUCUCCUCGACAAAGCGAAAGCUCUGCAACUUGGCUUUAGAAGCCAAGAAAGCCACACUGCAGGGCUUAGAGGACGUGUUGCUUGAACCACCAAGGCGAGCUCUAGUAAGAUCCAGAGACUACUUGAAGAGAAUCAAAUAUCUUCCUGAGUUGUUGGGUGAUUCUCUACGAGGCUACAACCGCCGCAAUUUCAUCACGGUAGGCUCGCGGGAGGAUGUCAGGGGAAUGGUGGAAUGGUUUCAUCAGAACUACCCUGUGCAAAAUCAGCACUUUGAGGUGCACCAUCUCGAGACCGGAUCUGGGGAUGCACGCGUGGAUGUAUCGGAUUGGUUGACCAGGAAUGUGAGGGAAGAAGAGUAUGUCGUGAUGAAGGCCGACGCGGAAGUGGCCGAAGAAAUGAUAAGGAAGAGGGCGACACAUCUGGUGGAUGAAAUGUUCCUGGAAUGCAGCAGUCAAUGGGGGUACCGAAAGACGAAUAAGAGCAAAAGGGCUUACUGGGAGUGCCUGGCUUUGUAUGGAAGGUUGAGGGACGCAGGGGUUGCUGUUCACCAAUGGUGGGCUUGA